AAGAUUGUGCGGAACAGUUGAAAAGGCCAUUGCUAAUUGGAGUAUAUGACCGAACUUUUGAGCACACUAAACUUUUUGAUCGUUAUAUGAAAAGGAAUGUUAUUGGAGGCGUACUUCCCGAACUUUAUACAUUUUAA
Acaulospora morrowiae is the source of this 137-nucleotide messenger RNA. NCBI's taxonomy places the organism in Eukaryota, Fungi, Glomeromycota, Glomeromycetes, Diversisporales, Acaulosporaceae. The record is from the annotation of a GenBank genome assembly.